Messenger RNA from Olea europaea var. sylvestris, 2839 nucleotides. Its product is annotated as wall-associated receptor kinase 2-like. The record is from RefSeq and is a predicted model, not a curated record. Gene Ontology annotation, molecular function: protein serine/threonine kinase activity; ATP binding; polysaccharide binding. NCBI's taxonomy places the organism in Eukaryota, Viridiplantae, Streptophyta, Magnoliopsida, Lamiales, Oleaceae. The transcript has 4 exons. Gene Ontology annotation, cellular component: plasma membrane. Gene Ontology annotation, biological process: protein phosphorylation; cell surface receptor signaling pathway. Bases 218 to 2623 code for a protein of 801 amino acids.
AAUGAACCGGCUGGAAUUAAGUGAGAUCUAUUCCGAUCCGAUAAUCAAUUAUUUUCCGAUUCACUUAUCAUCCCAUUUUUGACACCACUCUGCCAAUUUUUUUCCGAAGUACACUUCCCUGUGACAUAGUUGUGCAACCAAACAAGAAACUUAAUAACAUUUGAGAGAACCCCCUCCCUCCACCGAACUGAAACUGGUGUAGUCUAUAAACUUCUAAAUGCAUCAUCAUUUCAAUCAAAUAUCAAUUACCAAAAUGCUUCUGCAGUUAGCCUGCCUUUAUCUCUGUGGACUAACGUUGACAUUAACCACAGCCACCACAACCUUCACAGCCUCCACCUCCGCCGCCAUCACCGCCACCAACACCACUGUCGACACCUCCAACAUCGCCAAAGGCGCCAACAUCACCAAACCAGGCUGCCCCCGCCAAUGCGGAAAUUUGACAGUGCCAUACCCUUUCGGCAUCGGCAAAGGCAGCGGCUGUGGGAUUGGAGAAUGGUUUGAAUUUAACUGCAGCUAUGCGUUCGACCCUCCAAGAGCCUUUCUUGGAACAAUCCAAAUAUACGAAAUUUCAGAUAGCCAAAUGCGUAUUUCGAAUGUAAUGGCGAGAAGAUGCUAUGAUAGAUCCGGGGCAGUGGUUUAUUCUAAUACAGCCUCUUCUGAUAUCACCACCACCCCCUUCAGCUACUCCAAACUAAACAGGUUUACAGUCAUUGGUUGCGAUGAUUUUGCUUUGAUAACAGGCGGGGGUGACCGCAGUUUCACAAGUGGAUGUGUUUCGCUUUGUUCCAAGGCGGAGGACGUGCUGGAUGGAUAUUGCUCCGGUAUUGGGUGCUGCCAAACUUCAGUCCCAACGGGGCUAAAAUUUUACUUAACUUCACUCAGUACUUUGAAUAAUCAUACUAGGGUCUCAUCGUUUGACCCUUGUAGCUAUGCCUUUGUUGGCGAGCAAGAGCGUUUUAUCUUUCAUGGUGCAAAGGAUUUAUCUGAUCCGAAUUUUAUGGAAAGGACUAGAGCCACUGUCCCAAUAGUGCUAGAUUGGGUGAUAGGGAAUUUGACUUGUGCACAAGCCAAAGUUUCGACAGACUAUGCUUGUAAGGCCAAUAGUUAUUGUGUUGAUUCAGAUACUGGUUUGGGUGGGUAUCGUUGCAGCUGCAACACAGGGUAUGAGGGCAACCCGUAUCUUGAUCCAGGCUGCCAAGAUAUUGAUGAAUGUGCAGAUUCAAACAGCAACAACUGUGAAAAGAUUUGCAUAAACACUCCAGGAAGUUUUAACUGUUCUUGUCCUCCUGGAUACUAUGGUAAUGGCAUAAAGGAUGGCCAUGGUUGCAUUGCUAAUAACUCGGAGUUCCCCGUAAUCAAGGUGGCCUUAGGUAUAGGAUUUGGGUUUCUGUCUCUAGUUAUUGGAGUAACUUUGGUAUAUUUUAGUGUGAAGAAAAGGAAGCUCAUAAAACUCAGGGAGAAAUUCUUUCAGCAAAAUGGCGGUUUGCUGUUGAAACAACAAAUAUCUUCUAACGAUGGUAAUAUGGAAUCAUCGACAAAAGUCUUUACAGCAGAAGAGUUGGAGAAAGCUACCAAUAGUUAUGCAGAAGAUAGGAUCCUAGGUCAAGGUGGUUAUGGCACCGUUUAUAAAGGAAUCCUACCCGAUAAACGUGUAGUAGCCAUUAAGAAGUCCCGAGUGAUGGAUCAGAGCCAAAUAGAACAAUUCAUCAAUGAAAUGGUAAUUCUUACACAGGUUAACCAUCGAAACGUAGUGAAGCUCCUAGGAUGUUGUUUGGAGUCUGAGGUUCCUUUACUAGUUUAUGAAUAUGUCUCUAAUGGAACACUCUUCGAACACAUCCGUGGUAAGGGGGCAUUAACUUGGUUAUCGUACGAGAAUCGUUUAAGGAUAGCCGCAGAAGCCGCGGGUGCUCUUUCUUAUCUUCAUUCAGCAGCCGCUAUGCCUGUUAUUCAUAGGGAUGUCAAGUCUGCGAACAUUUUAUUGGAUGAAUAUUACACUGCAAAAAUAUCAGAUUUUGGUGCUUCAAGGUUAAUCUCCUUGGACGAAAAAGAAGUGACCACACUAGUCCAAGGGACACUGGGAUAUUUGGAUCCUGAAUACUUCCACACAAGCCAGUUGACAGAAAAAAGUGAUGUUUAUAGUUUUGGAGUUGUUCUUGCUGAACUUUUAACUGGGAAAAAGCCGAUUGACAUGGAAAGGAGCCAAGAAGAGCGGAAUCUUGCCACGCACUUUGUCAUGUCCAUUAAGGAAAACCGCUUGUUUCAGAUUCUUGAGCCUCGAGUCGUGAGGGAGGGGUCUUUAGAACAGCUCCAAGCAAUUGCUCAGCUUGUUAAGAGAUGUCUUAACCUCAAUGGUGAAGACAGGCCUACAAUGAAAGAAGUGGCUAUGGAACUUGAAGGUCUAAGGAAGUUUAAUAAUCAUCCUUGGACUCAUCAACCUGCACACGAAGAAUCUGUCAGAUUAAUGAAUCCAAAUGAUUCAUCGGACCUUUAUGCCGUUCCAAUGACCUCAACAGACCUUUACACCGUUCCAAUUAGCCCUUAUACCAACACUGGGGAUUUAUCCGGACAAUACAGUUUGGAUAGUAGUCAAAUGAUGUUCCAUCAUGUAAACAACCCUCGAUGAUGGAAAUAUCGGCUUUUCUUGGCAUUCCUCUGCUUACUCGUACACUUCUUUCUUGUUUGUGCCUUUUAGUCUUCAUUUGAUGCAAUUCGAGUACUUGUUCGUUCAGUUCAAAGAAAUAAAAUUACUGUUUCCCUAAGUUUAUGUCGAGCUAUGAUUUAGUAUCAUGCAAGUUCUUUGCUGUAAAAGAGAAUCAUAUUGGUCUUGAACUUUAAUCAA